UUGGGAUAAACGUUCAAAUGUGAGCUUGAGUGUACAUACCGUAAAAUGGUGUGAAAAUUAACGUUGUGGAAAAUGAUUAUCGUACUUUUUCAUGUGCUUUACCUUCUCGGGAAAUAUAUCUACCAGAGCUAUUGCAGUGAGCAACGAAAAACAGAGAGUGAUAUCGUAAAAGAACCGGAGGAGAGGCACUACAUCUCUGAUGGUUCUGCGAUUGCCGCUGAGAAGAUAAAUUCUUUAACACAGGAUUUCGGUGACAUUAGAUUUUUUCCUCCCGUUUACAUUCAGAGAUAUGAAAGCGUCACGAAUGUCCUCACGGAUUCUCGAUAUCAUGGAAAAUUACACAAGGUGGUUGAUUUUGGAUGCUCAGAACUUGGUUUCUUCAUUUAUUUGAAACGCAUAAAAGGAAUAAGAGAGGUAUUAUGUGUCGACGUGGAUAGGGAAAUCCUUGAGAUACAUAAGCGGAAGGUUGUUCCACUCUAUGCAGAUUUUCUUCACAAAAGAGAAGAUCCUCUUAAAGUCCAUGUAUAUGAAGGCAGUGUCACACACAGAGAAAAAAAGCUGGAAAAUUGUGAUGCUGUUGUCUGCAUAGAAUUGAUUGAACAUUUGUACCCGGAUACAGAAAUAGAUCUUCCUUAUAAUAUUUUUGGAUACAUUAAACCACAAGUUGCAAUUAUAACAACUCCUAAUGCAGAUUUCAAUGUAUUGUUUAAAAAUUUAUCUGGAUUUAGACAUCCAGAUCACAAAUUUGAGUGGACGAGGCAGCAGUUUCAAGAAUGGUCAUGGAAUAUUAUUUCACGGUACCCUGAAUAUGAAGUAUCGUUUCAUGGUAUUGGUUGUGGACCAUCAGGUACUGAACCUUUCGGAUGUUGUUCACAAAUGGCAGUCUUUCAUCGCCAUUCUGAAUACAUAGGUGCAAGAAUAGAAGGGAUUGAAGGAUUAUUUAAAGAAGUGAUUUCAGAUGAAUAUCCAGUUUGUAUUGACAAUCGUUCGGACGCAGAGAAAAUAUUACAUGAGGCUACAUAUUAUAUUCACCAAAUUGCUUCAUGUGAUGAAGACAUGUCCGAGGAAGUUCCACUGGAAAGUCUAUUGCUGUAUAUGGGAUCUUUAAAUAUUUCAUUAGAGAUCCUCAAAGAGAUUCUUGAACAAGCUGAAUGGGCUAUUGUGGAACGGGAAAAUGGACCUGUUGUCUUAAUACCACCACAAUCAACAUUUUCUGAUUACGAUAAUAUAGAUAUUGCAGACGAUGAAUAUGAGGACCAACAGGAAGAGAUACCAAUGAUAUAUACUAAUAAUACUGUCGGUGAAGAUUGGAACGAUGAGGUAUGGAAUGAAGAACCAAUAGUAGAACGUGAAAAUGGAUCGAUUGUCUUAGAACAAUCAAUAUUUUCUGAUUGUAAUAAUAAACAAUAUAAUGGAAGAUUUUCUCCUGUAAAUGAAAUGUAUCAAUCUGAGAAUACGUGGAGUACUGAAAACUUUGAUACAUCUGUUAAUAUUGUCAAUUUAACAGAUGAAAGCAAUUAUGCUGCCAAUAAUUGUCAAGCACAAGACCCAGAUGAAUUUGAAGUUGUGACCAAUUCAAGUUGCUCCUUGGAAUCAAGUUUUUCCCAGAACGUUCUUGCUUCUAACUUACAGGAAUCUUCUCUCCCUGGUGGCAGAACUACACCAGAAAAUAGAUUACCUUCUCUUUGUAAUGAACCGACUACAAUGCAUGCACAAAAUAAGGACAAUUUAUGCCAAACUACUUUUUCUUCUUUACAGUGUAAUUCAAUUGCACAAGAAAACAGUCUUGAAACAUCACGAGCCGCUAUAUCAUCUUGUGAUGUUGUGGAUGGUAAUAACGAAAAUUUAAGUUUAGAUGUUCAAAAACCAUUCAACAACGUAUCUCGAAAAGGUAAAUUGAAACUACUUUCGUGUGCAAAAAAAACUGAGUUUAAAAAAACUGCUGAGGGUAAUCUAGAAGGAGAAGAAGAAGAAACUAGUAUACAGAGUCAAUUUUCGAUGAAUUCUUCUUGUCAGAAUAAACAGAGUGCAAAGCCUAAUAAAAGGCAGUUGGAAAAUGGUGAUACUUUUCUCCAAGGGAGCAAUGAAAAUCUACAUGAAUGUGGAAUUUUCAAUGAUCACAAUAGUUCCUGCAGUGUACACAAAAGGAUGCGACAAAACACCAACAGAAAUGUACAUACUCAAAGUGCUAUUGAUACAUCGGUCAAACAUACUGUAAUAGAAGCGUGUAGCGAUCAAGACAGUGGUUACAAAGAUACAGAAUCGAAUAUGUUGAGAUUCAAGUUUGAAGAUAAAAGUAUUCUACAAGGCCAUGAAAUAAAAUUAGACUCUACUUAUUCUUUACUUAGUCUUGCUAACUAUGGUUCAAGUUCCCAUCCAACGUACAUAAGUUCACCACGCACAUGCGGAGAGAACCAAAGCUCUGGUAAUAUCCAGCAAUCUGCAUGUAGGAAUUGGUGUCUAACCGAAGGAGCUACCGAAAGUGAAAAUGAACCUUCAACUGGCACCGAUGAUCUUAUUAAAUUGAUUCACGAAUCUGUUAGCAUAACGUCCGGAGAGUCAAAUAGCGUAGGCCAAUUGGAAAGUUCAAGCCUCACUUCACUGCCUAGUAGCGAUAACAUCAGUGAUUGCACUUCAUCUAGUAUUAGCUGUAAUAUGAUGGAUAAAUGGUACCAAUUGGAAAAGAAUCCUAUGUAUCAACGAGAAGCAGUAAUGCUAAAAGGUGGAAAUGACGAUGCUGACCGUCCUCUUGAUGAAAUCACCUCGGACAGUGACUUGGCCUUAUCGGAAAGUAAUCAAGGUAAAGAGAAAGAAGUAUCGAAACAUAUACAUCAAGUGAAAGAAGGACCUAGUAAUUGGACUUGUAGGAGUCAUCAACCAAGAAUCCUUCUGGAUGAAGCCUCUGCAACAAAAGAUGAUGAAAGUCAUUCAUUGGAAUCACAAGGAAAAGAAUCGAACCAUAGUGAAAAGAUAAGUAAUAUGCUCGAUGGCCUGUCUGAAAGUGGCUUAAGGUUAAACAAUUUAUUAAAGACUUGUACUACAGAUCAACAAGAUCAAUUAAAACAAAUGAAUCAAGAAAGAAGAAAGAAUGAGGAUACCAAAACGAUUAAAGCUGCAAAAGAUACGGAUGUUUCUUCCAUAGAUUUUACAGAAAGUCUAUCAAAAGUAGAAGGAAAGAUGUCAGGUAAAAAAAGUAAUAGGAAAGAAAAGGUGAAAUCGACAGGUAGUGACAUUCUAGUCCUGCGUUCAGAGGAUCUGGUUUCUUCUAGUGUAUCCACUUCAGAUGUUGACAUUUCUUCAAAGAGGAAUAUGGAUGCUAUCUCUAGUGGAACAGUUGAUGUUCUCAGUACGAAUAACGAUAGCUUAAAGGCUAUUGCUGACUACGUUAAAGCAGCAGAUCAAGAAUGUUUACAACCUGCGAUACAUAUCACCAAAGAUAUUACAGACAGGAUGGAAGAAGCAAAAAAUAAAUUGAAAACCGUUUUCGAAGAUAUCGAAAGAUUGGCAGGCACGAUUCCUUUACCAAAGGAUUUGCCAGAAAGAUUACAGGUUGAUUUAAACUUGAGUGCAAGUUCUUGCGGAUCGCAGGAUAGACUCGAUACUUCUCUAGGAGAAGACACAAUAGAAGCAUUAUGUCCAGUAAAAGAUUUAGGACUGACUGCGGAUUCAAUACAUCUCGAAACAAGUGCAUCGCGUGAAAGUUGCAGAAACGUAGAGUCGGUGACAUGCAAAGAGAGCACAUCUUCGACUCAACCCUCUGCUGCCAAACCCAAAGAUACCAUUCGGUUCAAAACGUCCGAAUCAGCAAAGGACUUUGCAGAGCAUGCUGAAGUAAAACCAAUAUCUCCGGAAGUUACGGAAACUCCACCUAAUAGUUGGUCUCCAGAAAUCAUGGACUCUGGUUACCCAAAUUCAGCGUCAGCUCAGGACAUGACUCCAGAGUAUGACCUGUCUAGCAUAGGUAUCGACAGGAUAUCAGACUCCGAAUCACCAAUUGCAGCUGAAAUGCCUCGAUUGGGCUUCGCAGAGUUAGCAGAAGUGGAGAACGGAGACCUGGCAAACAAUAAUAGAGAUGGGGAAGGUAAUAAUGUUAUGGCAGCAGAAGCCAAUGACGAUUUCGAAGACCUCCAACCACUUAUAGAUGUCCUCGAGAAUGACAUGGAGAAUGAAAAUGAUAUUUAUGUUUUGGAAAACGGGUUUCCUCUGUGGUUACUUAGAAUACUGGUAAUGGCCAAUCCCAUCGAUGCGGAUGGUGGUCCAGAAUUUGAACGAGCCGGUGAAGAAGCAGCAGGUGGCGAUGCACCCAUUAUGCAUAUAGAUUCAGACGAGGGUUUUGACAGUAGUUCAUCGGAAGAUGACAGCGACGAUGAGAUUGGCGAUGACAUCGUAAAUCCACAAGGUGUCAAUGAAAUCGAAGACGCAGACGAUGUCACCACGCAGUCAAGUGAUGUUACCGAAAACGAGAGUUUAGGAAGUCUUAGAAGAGACUGGAGGGCUGGGGGAGAUCCAUGAAUGAUUUAACGAAUCUUUUUAAAAUCAGAGGUCUAAUCACCCGAUGAGCUACGCUCGCCGGAUGCUUCGCAUUCCAAAGAAUGCACAUCUUUUGAGAAAUCAUCGACAACUUACAUAAAUAACUGAUUGACACUUAUCUAUUCAUACAUCUUCGACGAAGACAAGGUGGAUUUAAUUUUAGUUUGGCAGUAUGAAUACAUGUCAUCAAAGUAAAUGUCACAAGUGAUUUGAGACUCUAAAAUAAGAGCUUCAAAGUAAGCUAUUCAGUUAUUCAACCAGUGAGAACUGGCAUUAACUUCUGACAUGCCGAAGAUCUGUUGACGUAUCGUUAUUUUUGCAAUUCGCCGAAUUUUGAAACUGCGCAUACUGUUAAGAAAUUAAGAGAUAAAUAUCACAAUAGAUUCUGUAUUUUUUCUUACGACAGUCGUGUUUCAGUAUCUCUCUUUUUUUUAUUAUUAUUUAUAUCCUCUCGUAGACGUUUUAUAGAUACACAGUUUAACUAUCGUAAUUUGCCAAAGUUUAUCGGCUCGUUAUUUCUUGGUGUAAAUGCGAUUUGUGUUCUGUUAAUGAAAUCGUUCAUUCGCGCAAGAAGGUUUACUUAUGUUGAGAUAUGUUUUUAGAAACACUUAGAUUAAUGCGUGUAAAAUGUUCUAAGACUGAAACUGCAUAUCGUUCCGCUUACGAAAUGAUAUGAAGACUUUCCACAAAUAAAUAGUUGUUUUAGGGGA
Messenger RNA from Orussus abietinus, 5240 nucleotides. RefSeq lists its product as uncharacterized. Gene Ontology annotation, cellular component: nucleus; cytoplasm. Gene Ontology annotation, biological process: piRNA processing; RNA methylation; siRNA processing. Lineage: Eukaryota; Metazoa; Arthropoda; Insecta; Hymenoptera; Orussidae. Gene Ontology annotation, molecular function: O-methyltransferase activity; RNA methyltransferase activity. The transcript has 6 exons. The record is from RefSeq and is a predicted model, not a curated record. The coding region runs from base 73 to 4512 and encodes 1479 amino acids.